UGGCAGUGUGAGCGGGGCUGAGCGCAGCAUGCGAGGCGCCGCCGCCCAAGCCCUGCCCCGCUGCCCGCCCGGAGCCAGCGCCCGAGGAGCAGCCGCCGCCGGCAGAGCAUGAGCGGGUCAGCGGCCCAGCAGCCCCCCGGCGCGGGGUCGGGGGCGGACCCCGCCGCGGCGGGGAAGGCUGCGGCCGGGGAACCGGUGCCGGAACCUCCCCCGCUGCUGAGCGUCGACGUGUCGGGGCUGGUGUCGCAGUUCGCGCGGAGCUUCGCGCUGAUUUUCCCCGUGUACGUGCUGGGCUACCUGGGGCUGAGCUUCAGCUGGAUCCUCAUCGCCCUGCUCGGGCUCUUCUGGCUGCGCAGGCACCGCAGUGGCAAGAGCUCCCGCCUGGGCCGGGCCCUCGCCUUCCUGCAGGACGAGGAGCGGGUGGUGCGGCUCAGCGUCUCCUCGGCCGAGCUGCCUGCAUGGGUUCAUUUUCCAGAUACAGAAAGGGCAGAAUGGCUAAAUAAGACUGUAAAACACUUGUGGCCUUUUAUUUGCCAGUUUAUUGAGAAACUUUUCAGAGAAACGAUAGAACCAGCUGUGAGAGGAGCAAACAACCACCUUAGUACCUUCAGUUUCACAAAGAUUGAUAUAGGUCACCAGCCACUUCGGAUAAAUGGUGUAAAAGUGUACACUGAAAACGUAGAUAAAAGACAGAUCAUUUUGGAUCUUCAGAUCAGUUUUGUCGGCAAUUGUGAAAUUGAUUUGGAGAUCAAGAAAUACUUCUGCAGAGCUGGUGUAAAAAGUAUACAGAUUCAUGGUACUAUGAGGGUUAUCCUGGAACCAUUGAUUGGAGACAUGCCCUUAAUUGGAGCAUUAUCUAUUUUUUUCCUUAGGAAACCUCUUCUGGAAAUUAAUUGGACAGGACUGACCAAUCUUCUGGAUGUUCCAGGACUGAAUGGUUUAUCGGAUACCAUAAUGUUGGAUAUAAUAUCCAACUACUUGGUGCUUCCAAAUCGAAUCACAGUCCCUCUUGUGAGCGAAGUACAGAUUGCCCAGUUGCGGUUCCCUAUACCAAAGGGUGUUCUAAGGAUACACUUUAUUGAAGCUCAGGAUCUGGAAGGGAAAGAUACUUAUCUAAAAGGAAUGGUCAAGGGAAAGUCAGAUCCUUAUGGAAUCAUUCGUGUUGGCAACCAAAUCUUCCAAAGCAAGGUCAUCAAAGAAAAUCUCAAUCCAAAGUGGAAUGAAGUGUAUGAGGCCUUAGUGUAUGAACAUCCUGGACAGGAGCUGGAGAUUGAGCUCUUUGAUGAAGAUCCAGACAAAGAUGACUUUCUGGGAAGUCUAAUGAUAGAUCUAACUGAAGUUGAGAAGGAACGCCUCCUAGAUGAGUGGUUCACUUUGGAUGAGGUCUCCAAAGGAAAAUUGCACUUAAAACUGGAAUGGCUCACAUUGAUGCCAACUGCUGAGAAUCUUGACAAGGUGCUGUCAAGCGUUAAAGCUGAUAAAGACCAAGCCAAUGAUGGGCUUUCUUCUGCAUUGCUUAUUCUCUAUUUGGAUUCAGCAAGAAAUCUACCAAAUAAUCCAUUAAACUUUAACCCUGAUGGCUUGAAGAAGGCUGCUGUUCAGAAAGCCCUAAAGUCAGGAAAGAAGAUAAACAGCAACCCCAACCCUCUUGUCUUAUUGUCAGUUGGACACAAGGCACAGGAAAGUAAGAUUCGAUACAAGACCAAUGAACCUGUAUGGGAGGAACACUUCACUUUCUUCAUUCACAAUCCCAAACGGCAGGACCUUGAAGUUGAGGUCAAGGAUGAACAACAUCAGUGUUCUUUGGGAAAUUUCAAGCUUCCUCUGAGCCAACUGCUGGCAAGUGAAGAUCUAACUAUGCAUCAGCGGUUCCAGCUUAACAAUUCUGGUCCAAACAGCACCAUAAACAUGAAGAUGGCACUCAGGGUACUGUCUCUUGAAAAGCCAGAGAGGUCUCCAGAUCACCAACACUCAGCCCAAGUAAAGAGGCCUUCUGUUUCCAAAGACUCAAGAAAAACUUCUUUUAAGCCUCAGGUCCCUGUUUCACCACCAGUUGAUUCACACAAACCUGUCCCAGGUUCCCCAGUGAUCGACAGUGAUAAAAAGACUGAUAUAGCUGAAAAAAAUCAUCCUCCUAAUGCCAGUCCCCAGUGGCCAGCGGAUCUCAGCCGAAGCUCCUCCAGUCUCCUUGCCUCCAACGUCACCUAUUCUCCCAGCCACCUCUCAGUCAAAGAACCAACUCCAAGUAUCGCCUCAGACAUAUCGCUGCCCAUCGCCACACAGGAGCUACGUCAGAGACUGCGACAACUUGAAAAUGGAACAACUCUGGGACAGUCUCCAUUAGGCCAAAUUCAGUUGACAAUUCGUCAGAGCUCACAAAGAAACAAACUUAUUGUGGUGGUGCAUUCUUGCAGAAAUUUAAUCGCCUUUUCAGAGGAGGGAUCUGACCCGUACGUCCGAAUGUAUUUAUUACCUGACAAGAGAAGAUCAGGAAGAAGAAAAACACAUGUAUCAAAGAAGACCUUAAACCCAGUGUUCGAUCAAACCUUUGAUUUCAGUGUUUCUCUACCUGACGUGCAGAAGAGGACGCUAGAUGUAGCAGUGAAGAACAGUGGUGGUUUCUUGUCCAAAGACAAAGGGCUGCUUGGCAAGUUAUUGAUACCUCUGGCAUCUGAAGAACUUACCAAAGGCUGGACCCACUGGUAUGACUUAACAGAAGAUGGUACAAAGCCACGUGUUGUAACCUAGGCGCCGUUAGACACCAGGAGUUCCCCCUAGCAUACUUUUGCCAACCUUUAUAUAUUUUAAAAGCAUUGUUCUCACAGAUGUAUCAAUAUUAUUUUUAUAGCUUCAUUUAUUUACUUAUUAGACACACCCCAAUAGUUUUAUAACACUUGGACAUUAUAUGUAGAUUUAGCCAAUCUUAUUGGUAAACUUUGUAUUUUAAUUUGCUGAACUACUUUUCAUGUUACUGUAAUGUGCAAUGGUAUGGUAGAGUAACCUCUUGUGUUUAAAUUGAACUUUAUGGCAGUUGUACCUAUUAGAAAGUGAAAAGAUGCUGUUCUGCUGUUUUCCUGCCUUGUUUUGUAUAUCACCGAGGUACACUGUACCAUGUAAAUAUAUACUAUUUUUUUUAUAAUUUUUCCAUCCUGGUUUGAAGUCAGAAGAAAACAGAUCAAGGAUAGAUAUUUUCUUCUAAAUGCAUGUUAAAUUCUUUGGACAAAUCUUGUUUUGCCCUUGUAGCAAAAUGGUCUUAAAAUUAUUAAUUUUAUGGAUUUUUUUUUAAUUGAAAGACAUUAUUAAGAUUUGACAGUGCGUUUCUGGCCCUGUAAGGCUAGUAAAAGAAAACAUACAAAACAUUAAUAUUUUAAUAUUUAUAUAGAAAUGUAUUAUUGGAAAGUCAUUCUAGAGAAUAUAAUAAAUGUGUUUUAGAGUUGAGAAUUCUAGAAACAUUAUAUGAAGAAAGGAUUGUCAUGGUCCAUGAAUCACAGCAUAUAAAUCUGGGGUUUCAUUUGAUGCAGGAAUGAAGACUUAUAAAACGUACAAUAUUUUAUUAUGCAGAUUGACUUAUUAUUUCUUAUUGGUGUAAUUUAUUCCCAUAAUUUAUAGCACCGUACUUAUGAUGUUCUGAAAGAAUGGUGAGGACAGUCACCUUCCAUAUUAGAAACCAGGUCUCCUAAAUAACCACUCAUGGACUGUCCUAAAAAUUGCAUUGUCAUUACAUUGACAAAUAAGGUAUAUGAAGCAUCUUAUAAUUCAGGCUCAUCAAAUAGACACAGUAGUCUUUUUAUUAUAUGGAAUAUGUAUAAUAUUAAAGUGGAGCACAAACUGGAAAAAAAAACCACUAUGAAAUCCAGAGUUGACACUCUUUCCGUAAUUGCUUCAUUGCUGCCUAAUGUUCCUGGUACAUGAGGCAAAAUGCACCCCCAAUACUACCGUGUGCCAGGUAGGUUCUUUUGAAACAUUGCUGUAUUCUUCUACCAGGACCCGCAACCACGUAGAUAACACACACCAGCAAGAAAGUAGACAAUUGAGAGUUGAAGACACACCCCUACAACCUUCCUGCUAUGAAUCACAGGAGGAUUGUUUUUGUAUCCAAUUUGUUUUCCUUUUUGAAAGCUUUCUCAGACUGUUAUAAAAUGUGCAUUAUGAACGCAAGAGACCAGUGCAGCUCUUUCAGAGCCAUUAGUCUCAUAAUCUUGGGUAAAUAUGCAAUUAGACAACAGAAGUGUAUUAUUUAGUUAAGAGUCUAGAAUUGAGUCUUAGCCAAGAAAGAAUUUUUAAGGCAGAAUAAACUCCUGAAAAAAUAGCUUUAUAAUUACUAACAGAACCUUAAUUCUAGAUGUAGAAUAUACCUACGUUACUAAAUAUACCAAAGUGCCUACCGUAGAUGUAGCCUGUUGUUUCCAUCAAAAUUAAGCAUCAGCCUAUUUUAGUUUGAUGUCAAUCUGUGUUUUCACACUAUUUAUCUAUUACACACAUACUCAUAUAUACAGUGGAACUCUUUUAUAGUGAGGUCAUUUUAUUUCACAGAACAGCUUCAGCAGACAAAAUUCUCACUGGGAGUUUUGCAAGCAUUUAGACUGCAGGAUUGAACUGUGCAGAGAGCCCUAUAAACCAUAAGAAAACUGGAGAAUUUUCCACUUCAUAUAACAGGUCUGCCUCUUGUUCAAAUUCACUAAAGGUUCCACUCUGUGUAUUAAUGGGUAUGUAUAAAUACGUACACACACUCAUUAUCUACACACACAAUGGAAUAUAUUAUGAAAUAUAACUUUCCUUAUGGAAUAAUCAUUCAUCCCUUUACACUGUAGGGAGGAGGAACAGAGAGAGAAUGGAUGUAGAUGCAAAUGAAGGUGCAGAAAGUAAGAGCUGAUGUAAGUAAAGGAGGUCUAGCUCAGUGGCAUUGCCUUUUGCCUCAGUUCAGCUUCUAGAAGGAGGGAUUCUUAGUGUAAAUGUAGUUGACAGCUGUGAUUAACACCAUGACCAGUGACAUCAGGGGGUUCAGUCCCUAUCUAAAGGCUAAAUUUCCAGCCCCAUACUAUGGUUCAACUUUAAGUGCUGACUUGAGGAAGAAGUCAGCCUUGGUGCUGGAUCACAAAUAACCGCAUGUUUUUCCUUCUUUAGUCCCUAGGAGGAAAAGGCGGUGUUUGUUGUAAAGACAAGAGGUAAUAACACAAAAUGGAGGAGAAAAUGAAUGUAGAAUUUAUAGCACAGAUUUUCAAAAUGGCUCAGCACUCACCAUCAGGCCUAGAUUUUCAAGAUAGCCCAGCUCCACUUAGGUACCUAAAAUGAAGAGGCCACAUUUUCAAAAUAACUGAGCACCCAACAGCUCCUAUUUGUUCUCAAUAGUCACCGCUGGGUGCUUUUUGAAAAUCUGGCCUUGCGUAAAAAAUGGAUCAGAACAAUUCGGUCCAAGUAAGAGUGUCUUUUUCUGCCCUCAGUAGUGGGG
This is a messenger RNA of Mauremys mutica (yellowpond turtle), 5449 nucleotides long. It is a transcript of the gene ESYT2, whose product is annotated as extended synaptotagmin 2. The transcript has 23 exons. Gene Ontology annotation, biological process: lipid transport. Lineage: Eukaryota; Metazoa; Chordata; Testudines; Geoemydidae. Gene Ontology annotation, molecular function: lipid binding. The coding region runs from base 109 to 2748 and encodes 879 amino acids. The record is from RefSeq and is a predicted model, not a curated record.